Daldinia childiae is the source of this 2028-nucleotide messenger RNA. Its product is annotated as Heat shock 70 kDa protein. The coding region runs from base 1 to 2028 and encodes 675 amino acids. Gene Ontology annotation, biological process: cellular response to unfolded protein; protein refolding. Lineage: Eukaryota; Fungi; Ascomycota; Sordariomycetes; Xylariales; Hypoxylaceae. Gene Ontology annotation, cellular component: cytoplasm; mitochondrion. The transcript has 4 exons. The record is from RefSeq and is a predicted model, not a curated record. Gene Ontology annotation, molecular function: ATP-dependent protein folding chaperone; ATP hydrolysis activity; misfolded protein binding.
AUGAUGUUGGCCUCAAGAUUUUCCAGAGCUCUUCCUCGAGCAACUCCCGUAGCUGCGCGAUGGGCUGCGCCUAUGCGAAAGCCUUUAGGAUCUAGCUUCGCUCGAUAUGAGUCGACGGAAGGAAAAGUUCAAGGUGCCGUCAUUGGUAUCGAUCUUGGUACCACAAACUCGGCGGUUGCUAUUAUGGAGGGCAAGGUGCCCAGGAUAAUUGAGAACGCAGAAGGUGCUCGAACAACACCCUCUGUUGUUGCUUUCGCACAAGACGGCGAACGAUUAGUUGGUGUCGCUGCUAAGCGACAGGCUGUCGUCAACCCUGAAAACACACUCUUUGCCACUAAGCGAUUAAUCGGACGAAAGUUCACUGAUCCCGAGGUUCAAAGAGAUAUCAAGGAGGUUCCUUACAAGAUUGUUCAACACUCCAAUGGCGAUGCUUGGGUUGAGGCUCGAGGCCAGAAAUACUCUCCGUCGCAGAUUGGUGGCUUUGUCCUUAACAAGAUGAAGGAAACUGCUGAAGCCUACUUGGGCAAGCCGGCCAAGAACGCUGUCGUUACUGUGCCCGCUUACUUCAACGAUUCGCAGCGUCAAGCCACCAAGGAUGCCGGUCAGAUUGCUGGUCUUAAUGUUCUCCGAGUUGUCAACGAACCUACUGCCGCUGCUCUAGCUUACGGUCUAGAAAAGGAGGCCGACAGAGUUGUUGCUGUGUAUGAUCUUGGCGGUGGUACUUUCGAUAUCUCGGUUUUGGAGAUCCAGAACGGUGUUUUCGAGGUCAAGUCGACAAACGGUGACACUCACUUGGGUGGUGAAGAUUUCGAUAUUCACCUAGUCCGCCACAUCGUACAGCAAUUCAAGAGCGACUCCGGUAUUGACUUGUCCAACGACCGAAUGGCGAUCCAGCGAAUCCGAGAAGCUGCUGAAAAGGCCAAGAUUGAGCUGUCUUCGUCUCUCCAGACCGAUAUCAGCCUACCCUUCAUCACUGCCGAUGCUUCCGGCCCCAAGCACAUUAACACCAAGAUGACUCGGUCCCAGCUUGAGAGCAUGAUGGACCCCUUAAUCAAGAAGACCACCGAACCCGUGCGCAAAGCCCUUAAAGAUGCUGGUCUACAGGCCAAGGAUAUCCAGGAGGUUAUCCUUGUCGGUGGUAUGACUCGCAUGCCCAAGGUUGCCGAGUCGGUUAAGAGCAUCUUUGGUCGUGACCCCGCCAAGUCUGUCAACCCUGACGAGGCCGUUGCCAUUGGUGCUGCUAUCCAGGGUGCUGUUCUGUCUGGUGAGGUCAAGGAUCUUCUACUUCUGGAUGUCACACCUCUUUCCCUCGGUAUCGAGACCCUCGGUGGUGUGUUCACCCGAUUAAUCAACCGAAACACUACUAUCCCUACCAAGAAGUCCCAGGUCUUCUCCACUGCUGCCGACUUCCAGACUGCUGUCGAGAUCAAGGUGUACCAGGGCGAGCGUGAAUUGGUUAAGGACAACAAGCUUCUUGGUAACUUCCAGCUAGUUGGCAUUCCCCCGGCACAUCGUGGUGUUCCUCAAGUUGAGGUCACAUUCGACAUUGACGCCGACUCCAUUGUCCACGUUCACGCCAAGGACAAGAGCACCAAUAAGGACCAGUCCAUCACCAUCGCGUCAGGCUCUGGUCUGUCUGACUCUGAGAUCGAGCAGAUGGUCCAGGACUCUGAGAAGUACGCCGAGGAAGACAAGGAACGCAAGUCCGCUAUCGAGUCUGCCAACCGUGCCGAUAGCGUCCUCAACGACACCGAGAAGGCCCUCAACGAGUUUGCCGACAGACUUGACAAGACCGAGGCCGACGGAAUCCGGGAGAAGAUCACUGCUCUACGGGAAUUCGUGAGCAAGAGCCAGUCUGGCGAGGGUACCGCUACCGCCGCCGAGAUUAAGGAGAAGACCGACGAGCUGCAGAUGGCUAGCUUGAACCUCUUCGACAAGAUGCACAAGGCCCGCGCUGAGUCCGGCGAGUCCGGCAGCUCCGAGGCUGGUUCUUCGGAGGCCAAGCCUGAGGAUGAGAAGAAGCCUUAA